AUGAAUACCAAGGUUCCCGAAGCUGAAGUCGGGCCCGUCGAGAAAGGCUCAUUCAAUGGCAAGCAGGAAGAUGUAGCAGCAAAGUUCCUCUCCCAGAUCCAUCCAAGCAUAACCCACGAGCCCGUCACUCCAGAAGAAGAUCGCAAACUGCUUUGGAAGAUCGAUCUCAUAAUUGUUCCGUUGCUAUCGAUCACGCUCAUACUCGCAGCAGUUGACAAGGUUAUCAUCGCGAAUGCGGCCAUUUAUGGAAUGAAGGAGGACACCCGUCUCACCGGGAACGACUACUCAUGGGUCGGAUCGAUCUUCUACUUUGGAUACCUCCUCUUUGAGUUCCCAGCUGCAUACUUGACUCAAAGACUGCCAGUAGCGAAGUUUCUGGUCGGGAACGUGGUAGCCUGGGGAGUGUUGAUGCUUUGCACGGGUGCCACGUCAAACUUUGCUGGAUUAGCAACAUGUCGGUUCAUCAUGGGCAUGGCAGAGGUUCCGGCAUUCCCCGUCUCGAGCAUCAUCACGGCGAUGUGGUGGAAGCGAUCCGAGCAGCCUAUCCGAGUGGCAUUCUGGCUCAACCAGGGCUCUUCGAUAUUCGCCGGGAGUAUCAGCUAUGGGAUCGGCCAUACGCAUACCUCCGUCGCACCCUGGAGGCUACUUUUUCUGGUCCUUGGUGCCUUCUCGAUCUUGUGGGCAGUGGUACUCUACUUUUUCCUGCCAGACUCGCCGGUCUCAUGCUGGUACUUGAGCGAGCGAGAAAAGUACGUUUGCCUGCGGCGGGUCCAAGGCAACAAUACUGGCAUGGAGGACAAGGUCUUCAAAUGGUACCAAGUACGGGAGUGUUUAGUGGACCCAAAGACAUGGCUUCUAGCGUUGUUCGCCGUGGCGCAGAACAUUCCGAAUGGAGGUCUUGUAAAUUUCCCAAGGUGUGGGACCUCCGAUAGCAAUUCGCUAAUGCUUCCAGGUCACUUUCAGCUCCAUCAUUGUUUCGGGUCUUGGAUACAACAGGCUGAUUACAACCGUGUGAGUGAACACAGAUCACACCGAUGCCAGAAUGGACAUCUGACCACACGUUAG
Molecule: messenger RNA, 1065 nt
Organism: Ramularia collo-cygni
Lineage: Eukaryota; Fungi; Ascomycota; Dothideomycetes; Mycosphaerellales; Mycosphaerellaceae
Exons: 1
Coding region: 1-1065 (354 amino acids)
Biological process (GO): transmembrane transport
Cellular component (GO): membrane
Molecular function (GO): transmembrane transporter activity
Source: RefSeq, a predicted model, not a curated record